AAGUGAAAAUUAUGAUUUCUAAAACCACUGUCAGUAUCGCUGUUGGUGUUGCUGGUAUAUUUGUUGGAUAUUGUGUCUAUUUUGAUCGAAAACGACGCAGUGAUCCAGAAUUUCGAAAAAAAUUACGUGAACGUAGAAAAGCAGAAAAAGAAGCAGCGAAAACCAGUUCCAAAGUGCCAAAUUUGAAAGACCAUGACGUCGUUCAAAAAUUCUUCAUUCAAGAGUGGCAGCAGGAUCUAAUAAACCACAGAAGGCAAACCCAAUAAAUAGCUGAGAAUAUUUAGCAACAAAUAUUCAGAAAAAAAGUUUUUUGAGUAAUGAAAGAUGAAUGCGAUGAAAACAUUGU
Molecule: messenger RNA, 346 nt
Organism: Phymastichus coffea
Lineage: Eukaryota; Metazoa; Arthropoda; Insecta; Hymenoptera; Eulophidae
Gene: Tom20
Product: mitochondrial import receptor subunit TOM20 homolog
Exons: 3
Coding region: 12-266 (84 amino acids)
Biological process (GO): protein targeting; tRNA import into mitochondrion; protein import into mitochondrial matrix
Cellular component (GO): mitochondrial outer membrane; mitochondrial outer membrane translocase complex
Molecular function (GO): transmembrane protein transporter activity
Source: RefSeq, a predicted model, not a curated record